UUUGUGUCAUUAAACAAAUUAGUUAAUAGGGCUUAGAUUCCUUAGCACUUGCCGAAAAUUGAAUUCUCUCCAAUUAAUUAGUUGAUUGGCAUUUGUACUAGCUACUUUAUUUUCAAUUAUUAUUUACAAGCCAUAUGAUUUACUGAAGAGCCCCUGCGUCCAAAAUAUUCUUGGGCUGAUAGUUAUUGCCAUUAUUGAUGAAGCUGUCGAUUAAUCAGCUGCAGCACUGACUAAAUCAACAAUAUAAUGUGCACCAAUUAGGUUGAUUAGUUUGGUAGCUGCUUUCGUUGGGAUAGGAUGCCCGGAGGGCAGUAUUACGCCGGCCAGCAUGUCCACCUGUCGCGAUCUACGUUUGUACAUUCAACUUUUGAACGCGUUGGGAAUGAUGUGUUGCCAACUGGAUGAAGGUCCUUGUCUGGUUACAGCGACCCCACGUUGCGAACGGUAUGCCCUAAGCUAUACCAUGGGAGUGAUAGCGACGUCCAUGGCCUGUUUUACCUAUGCCCACAUGGAACCGCAACGUUUUUACAUGUUAAUCUACAAUCGAACGGGAAACUUUUACGAGACAGUUAACUUUCGAUGCACGUGCCUGGUCCUGAUUCUACUCUACGUGUGCCUGUAUUUUAGGCGACGUCGACAUGUAUCCUUGGUGCAAAUUCUUUUGACACUCAAUCGGGAAUGCCUCUCAUCUGGCUUAGACCGUCGCUUUCUCAACAAUCUAAUUCUCUACGGAGUUCUUUUGCUUCUAUGCUUCGGAAACUAUUUGAAUGGUUACUGCCAUGCCGGAAUGUCGACUUCCGCCUUAACAAUCUAUGUGCUGGUAAACACAUAUGCCUUUGUGGUCCUGUGUUUGCUGCUGAUCUUCUUUGUGUGCCUGAAACAGAUAAUGGCCGGUGGUCUCCUCCACUACAAUCAGCAGAUGAUGCUGGGUUUCGCGAGGCCUAAGUACAUCAGGGCCUUGAGGGAAAGGCAAAAGCUUUUAGCACUUUGUGCGGGAGAGCUUAACGAGUGCUUCGGGUUGUUAAUGCUGCCCAUUGUGGCUCUGGUCUUACUCAAGAUGCCAUCGGGCCCUUUUUAUCUAAUAAGCACUGUGAUGGAAGGUCAAUAUGGGGAUUCAGUAAAAUUUACGGUGAUGUUCUUAACUGCUUCUUUCUGGGAUGUACCCUGGUUGGUAAUCAUGAUCUUGAUGCUAAGAACUAACGGGAUUACCUUAGAAGCAAACAAAACAGCCAAGAUCCUGUCGAAAAUCCCACGGACUGGAACUGGCCUAGACAGAAUGGUUGAGAAGUUCCUGUUAAAGAACCUACGACAACAACCCAUUUUAACGGCCUAUGGAUUCUUCGCUCUGGACAAAAGCACUUUGUUUAAUCUCUUUACGGCAAUCUUUACGUACAUGGUGAUUUUGGUGCAAUUCAAGGAAAUGGAGAACUCUACCAAAGCCAUCCAAAGAGGGACAGCGGCAGGACAACAAAAUUUCACCCAACAGUAAAAUGGAUUAUCUACUUACUG
Drosophila willistoni is the source of this 1509-nucleotide messenger RNA. RefSeq names its product gustatory and pheromone receptor 39a. NCBI's taxonomy places the organism in Eukaryota, Metazoa, Arthropoda, Insecta, Diptera, Drosophilidae. Gene Ontology annotation, cellular component: axon; dendrite; membrane. Gene Ontology annotation, biological process: sensory perception of taste. The record is from RefSeq and is a predicted model, not a curated record. The coding region runs from base 329 to 1489 and encodes 386 amino acids. The transcript has 4 exons.